Messenger RNA from Pantherophis guttatus, 3580 nucleotides. RefSeq names its product estrogen related receptor alpha (gene ESRRA). Gene Ontology annotation, biological process: regulation of DNA-templated transcription. The record is from RefSeq and is a predicted model, not a curated record. Gene Ontology annotation, cellular component: nucleus. Gene Ontology annotation, molecular function: zinc ion binding; steroid binding; sequence-specific DNA binding. Lineage: Eukaryota; Metazoa; Chordata; Lepidosauria; Squamata; Colubridae.
GGGCUGCGCUGUCCUUUUGUGUCCUAGAGGAGCCCGGGGCCAGCGCGCAGCUCCGCCAACUCAUGGGCCGCCCGGUCCCCGGCGCGCGGGGCCACUGAGCCAGCCGCCCGGACGCGGGCCCAGCGCCGGCACCCCGCCGGCCGCCCCUGCCCUGCAGCCCCCGCGCCGAGCCCUUGCGCCGCCGCUCCAAGAGCCUCUCUCCAGCCAUGUCCUCCCGGGAACGCCGGACGGAAUUCUUCAUCAAAACCGAACCGGCUUCGCCCGAUAGCCUCGUCCAACACAGUCCCAGCGGAUCCUCCGACACCAGCACCAGCGGGGCCCCCGCUGAACUCGAAACCGCCAGCACCUUACCGGCCGGGACGGGAGCUUCUCGCCGACGCCACGACGAUGAUCCCGAUGAAGCUCCCGGCCGGGGGAAAUACAUGCUGAACACGAUGCCCAAGCGGCUGUGCUUGGUCUGUGGGGACAUCGCCUCGGGGUACCACUACGGGGUGGCCUCCUGCGAAGCCUGCAAAGCGUUCUUCAAGCGGACGAUCCAAGGAAGCAUUGAGUACAGCUGUCCGGCUACCAACGAGUGUGAAAUCACCAAACGUCGGCGGAAAGCGUGCCAGGCGUGCCGUUUCACCAAGUGCCUGCGUGUGGGCAUGCUGAAGGAAGGGGUACGCCUUGAUCGGGUUCGUGGGGGUCGCCAGAAAUAUAAGCGCCGGCCAGAGGUGGAGGGUGCCCCCUAUCCCAGCACUUUUGUGACCCCGCAGAUCGCCACAGCUACCGCCAAGAAGUCAGCUCCGAUGAACACGAUGGUGUCACACUUGUUGGUCGCGGAACCGGAAAAACUCUACGCCAUGCCCGACCCGGCGCUUCCCGAAGGUCCCGCAAAAGCCGCGAGCACUUUGUGUGAUCUGGCCGACCGGGAAAUUGUGGUCAUCAUUGGCUGGGCCAAAAAUAUACCAGGGUUCCCAGCGUUGUCCUUGGCCGAUCAGAUGUCCGUCCUGCAGAGCGUCUGGCUGGAGGUUUUGCUCCUUGGCGUCGCCUGGCGUUCGCUGCCUUGUGAAGAUGAGAUUGUGUUUGCGGAAGAUUUCGCGCUCGACGAAGAGGCGGCCCGGACGGCGGGACUGCUGGAGCUGAGCAGCGUAGUCCUCCAGCUGGUGCGAAAAUACCGGGCGCUGCGCUUGGAACGCGAGGAAUAUGUGCUGCUGAAGGCGUUGGCCCUUGCCAACUCAGACUCCGUUCAUAUCGAGGACAUGGCAGCCGUGCAACGCCUCCGGGACGUCCUUCACGAGGCGUUGCUGGAGUACGAAGCCUCGCGGCGCCCCGAGGAGCCUCGCCGAGCCGGCCGCCUUUUGCUGACCCUCCCGCUGCUGCGCCAAACGGCCACCCGGGUGCUGCACCACUUCUACAGCCUGAAGCUGGAAGGCAAAAUCCCCAUGCAUAAGCUCUUCCUGGAGAUGUUGGAAGCCAUGAUGGACUGAAGGCAGGACAGGCUGAGAAUUGGGGUCAGGAUUCAGGAGGGUGGGGGAGCCCAGGCAUCCAGGGCGGGGGCGGGAGAUGGGGGGUGGGUGGGCAAAGCACGCGACAGAGACCAGCAGCCGCAGAGGCCCGGAUGCGGAUUCUUCCACCCUCUGAAUCCCCGCCACGGCUAUCGCGCUACUAAUAUGCAUUUCACCUUAUGCAAACCUCGCGGUCGCCUCCCACCCCCCCCAAGCUUCGCGCACCGCGGAGGACGACAUCACUGCAACGCAGGCGCCACGGCAAUCCUUCCCGGAUUUGAUUUUGACACCCGGGGCCGGUUGGUGGAGACAGGGACAAAAUGUUUUGGAAGCCAUAUUUUAAUUUUAAUUUAUUGAUCGGGAAGUGGGGGAGGGGGCAGGGAAGGAGAUUAGAGGAGGGCUUCUCCUCCUUGGCAGCAGGAAGGGGGGGGGGGGGGUUGGACUUCAGUUCCCAGAAUUCCCCAGUCAGCCUGCUUUAAGUGGGGGGGGGGAGAUUUUGACUCCCAGAAUUCCUCAGGCAACUUCAAUUCCCAGAAUUCCCCAGUCAGCCUGCUUUAAGGGAGGGGGGGAUUUUGACUCCCACAAUUCCUCAGGCAAGAGAGGUGGACAUCAAUUCCCAGAAUUCCCCAGCUAGCAUAUUUUUGGCAUGGGUGGACUUCGACUCCCAGAAUUCCCCAGCCAGCAAUGCUUUUAAGAUGGGUGGACUUCAGGUCCCAGAAUUCCUCAGGCAACAUGCUUUUAAGAGGGGGUGAACUUCAACUCCCAGAAUUCCCUAGCAAGCACGCUUUCAGCUGGGUUGGACUUCGACUCCCAGAAUUCACGCAGGCUGAGGAAUUCUGGGAGCUGUAGUCCAGCCUUCUAUCCGCCGAGUUUGAUAAAAAGAGCAGAUCAGAUCCUGUAGCACUAACAAUUCUGGGUUUACAGGAUGGGGGAGGGGGGGAAAUCGGAGGUGUCCCACCCCAGAUGGGGCAAGAGAGUCUUGUUUGGGGGGGGGCACCCAAGCCGAAUGUCUCUGUGGGUCUAUUUUGGGGAAGGGUCCUUUCCUGUUGCUUAAAUUUUCUUCCCGGUGUCUCUUCGUUCAUACACUUGGGCGAUGUACCCCGCGAUCCAAAGCACCUUAAGACAUUGUGGGAAGUUACGGCUCCAGGAAUUUUGGGAUGUAGACAAUGGGAAGGGUGGGGGGAUGGAGAAGGGAGGGCACGGGACAACCCCCCCCUCUCCUUCAUUUUGCCUUUGCGUGCUUGGUCUUCAUGCAACCUCAGGGGAGUGAUACUCCUCCGCCUUUCUCUGCCCCAUUCCUUCCAUCUUGCCUCCUUCUCUCCUUCUCCCCCCCCCCCCCGAAUUAUCCCUUUGAAGCAAUAACUUUGAAUUUUUUUAAAAAACGGGAUGCGAGAGUUGGGGGGGGGUCUCCGAGGGGUAGGGGGGCUGCCUGGUAUCGCACGCAACCUGCCUUCAAAGCCAGGAAAGUGGUGGGCUGCGGUGAAGGAGCAAGCCCCCCCCCCACUCCGAGACAGAAUAAUAAAAAUAAAAAUAAAGGCCGGUCCUUUCGUUCUGCAUCCUUCACCGAAUUCCCACAUAGCAAUAGUUCAAAAGGCAAUUUUUUUGCUUUUCUUUUCAGGUGUGAGGCCCUGUCUCCCCCUCCCUUCCCCACCUCCGUCCAAAGCAAUAAAAAGAACCCCCCCACCACCUUAUUUUCCCACCCGCACCCCUCUCAAUUCCUUUCCUUCCCGCUAAAAGUCGGAAGGGAGGCCCAUAGUGGCUUGAACGGGACAUAGCCGUGUACAUAGCAAUAUAUUUUAUUGUAUAUUUGUUGCAGGAAAAAAAAAAAAUUUAAAAAAGGGGAAAAGAUCUUGGGACACCCUGUUUCCUUCCCCAAUGAGGCAGGUGUGAUAUUCUUCUUGGGGAAGGGAGUGGGGGGGGAAAAAACGGAAAGAUGGGGAAAAAAAACAAGACGCUGGAUUUUUUUUUUUUAAUUAAAUUAUGUGUGUGUACAUAUUAUAAAUACUCUGAUUUGUGUAUAGGCGGUUAUACAUUCAUAGAGAGCUCUAUUAAUGAAAGAAUUAAAAGGCGGCCAAUGCAGCCUCUGGCAACAA